Messenger RNA from Clonostachys solani, 2703 nucleotides. NCBI's taxonomy places the organism in Eukaryota, Fungi, Ascomycota, Sordariomycetes, Hypocreales, Bionectriaceae. The record is from the annotation of a GenBank genome assembly.
AUGGAACCCGUUAGUAUUGCCGGCCUCGCCGGCCUUUUCACAUCUCUCAUGGAUGUCAUUGACCGGGCUAAAGAUUAUCGAUCAUUUGCCGCCGAUUCAAGAACGCUUGAUGCCCAGUUUGGCGGAUACGGAGCACAGCUGGCACACUGGGGGCGGCAAAUCGGGAUCGAUAACGGCCAGUUCCCAGCCGACCACAAAGCAAGAUUGGAUCCGCAAACGUUAUCUGCCGCAGAACAGCUAUUGCAGGUAGCCAAAGAAGUUCUGGCUCUCGGCGAGCCGUCUCGUGCCAGGGCAAAGGUUGCCACGGGCCCGGCCACCUUCACACCGGGCAGCUCCCGCCUCCAAAAACUCGGAUGGGCACUGGGAGGCAAAGCAGAUAGGUCUAAAACCGUGCGAUUAUUUGGCGAGAUUGUGCACCAAUUAUGCGAACUGGUCCCGGGUCAGCCAACCGGGGGCAAGCCGAAAGGUCAUGCGGCACAAAUAGGCUCUAUACUUUCACAAGCGCAUCCAAGUCUGCAGGACUUUCUUGCCGAAAUUCGGCAAAUGAAUUCUCGGAUGGUUGCGGAGAGGAAAAGGACUUGCAACUGGAUAUUCGACCAACCCGAGUUUCUUAACUGGACCAAGAAAGACAUAUCUGUAUCAAAACGACCGCUCCUUUGGAUUCAUGGUCACGCCGGGUUUGGAAAAACGGUCCUUUGCGCUCAGAUUGUGCAAAGACUGAUAGAGAGUGGGGAUAGACCAGUGGCAUAUUUCUUCUUCUCUUCCAACUUUGACAGCAGAGAUGACCCGUAUGCUGCUUUAAGAUCCUGUGUUUUGCAGCUUAGCUCGAGCUAUCCUGUCGCUUUCGAACUCGCCUUUGACAAAUGGAAUGAGAUGACAGACCAGGCGAUGGCCUCGCGGCUCGUUAUCAUCCAACUUCUUCGCCAUAUCCUUGCCGAAAUACCCUGGUGCACACUGGUCAUUGACGGGCUUGACGAGUGCACGGCAGCGCGAAAAGAAAAAGGCAAUGUUGAACGAUUUCUCUUUGAUAUACGUAACAUCAUGGCUGAAACGACUCGUAUCUUGAUCGUUAGUCGCGAUGAACCGGAGAUCCGACAAGCCUUGGAAUGCGAUGGAAACGACAUCCUGAGUCAAUUCAAAAUAUGCCCUGAUCAUGUCAAAAAUGACACCAAUACAUUGUCCUAUCACAUAGUGAAUAAAAAGUUACCGAAUAAAACUGAAGAGAUCAGAAAGGACCUCUCAGAACGACUGAGCUCCCGGUGCGAUGGCCAGUUCAUUUGGUUAAUGAUGCAACAAGCUUCUCUCAGGAAGGGGAGCAACUUCAUGGCCCUUCAAAGAGCUAUCGAAGAGACACCUACUGGCCUUGACCAGGUCUAUAAGCGGAAUUGGGACUCUAUUUUGGCAUAUGGAGAAAGAGAUCGAGAGCAAGCCUUUGCGCUUCUUCGUUGGGCUGCUUUCUCAUCAAGACCGCUGACCAUAGGCGAGAUAGCUGAGGCCAUUCUCUUGGACGAGACUCUCGAAGACUUUCCUACAGAUGAGCUUCCCGAUUCCGUUGACGAUGAUUAUGUCAAUACUGAGAUUUCUGGACUUUGCGGGCCACUUUUAGAGGUCAGAAGCAAGUCUGAGGAUCAACAACCGCAACUUCGCACAAUACAUAUUGCACAUUUCAGCAUCAGAGAAUAUUUGAUUUGCAAACUUCCGAUCAAGAAUCUGGGUUCAAAUGAGUCCCUCCGAGUGUCAAAUGAGCGAGCACAUCGAUCGUUUCUUUCUCGCCUAUGCCUUAAAUAUAUUACGUGCCGUAGCACAUGGAACGAUACCGGAUCGACAAACUUUAUCAAGACUCUCCGGAACUACGCUGCUGUCUCAUGGUACAAUUGUAUCGAAUAUUCUAAAGAUGACGAAAAGGACUCGAAACUUUUAGAUCUGGCAUCGAAUUUCAUGGCAGAAACUCACCCUUGCUGGAGCUCAUGGACUCAAUGGUUCGACGAGCGAGACGACAACAAGGAAGCCAUUGAAGAAAGGCAAGAAGUUUCAGGGCCUUCAGAGCCUUUGUACUACGCGCUGAGAUUGAGUCUCGAUGAAUUUGCUUCCAAAUUAGCGCUGUCCUGCUCAUCCUGUAGGAGAGACGAGAACAAGGGAAGGUCGUCCCUCCAUCUUGCAUGCCGCCAGGGAAAUAGCAAGGUGGCCGCAGCCUUGUUGAGAGGAGAAGCUACGUCGCUGCUGAACUCGCGUGGGCUACAGGGAAGAACUGCAUUAUACGAAGCAGUUUUGUAUGGCAACAAUGAUGUGGUAGAAAUGCUAUUGGAAAUGGGGGGUGAUGUGUCUAUCCUUGAUAAUGAAGGGUGGGGACCGCUUUCAGUAGCAGCCUCAAUAGGCGAUGAUGAGAUGCUCUGUCUCAUACUAGAUAGACGGGCUGACUUAGUUGAUUCAACUCUCAAUCAUGGUAGUGAACGCAGACUGCUUUCACUAGUAGCUGCAAGCGGCUAUCUCGAGAUAGUCGGUAUUCUGCUACAUAGAGGGGCUGAUUUAUCGGUUGCUGAUGAAGAUGGCUGGACACCACUUGCAAGGGCAGCCUCCUCUGGCAAUUUUGAGAUAGUCCGCCUCCUAUUAGAGAAAGGAGCUGACAUCUCUGUUGUCACUGACUUUGGAUCGACACCAAUUCAAACUGCUGCUGAAAACGGCCAUAUUGAAGUGAGGGGCUGA